This is a messenger RNA of Dermacentor andersoni, 594 nucleotides long. RefSeq lists its product as uncharacterized. The record is from RefSeq and is a predicted model, not a curated record. Gene Ontology annotation, biological process: regulation of transcription by RNA polymerase II. Lineage: Eukaryota; Metazoa; Arthropoda; Arachnida; Ixodida; Ixodidae. Gene Ontology annotation, molecular function: DNA-binding transcription factor activity, RNA polymerase II-specific; RNA polymerase II cis-regulatory region sequence-specific DNA binding.
ACACGUGUCACUGAAAGCGAAAUCACCAGUUCCCCGCCUAUGGCGUCCAGCAGCAGCAUCAAUCACGCACAGCCCAGUACGAGCCGCGCUGGAAUGGAGGAAGGAUCACCCAUUCCGGAAAACAUCGCUAGGAUUUCUGCCGACGCCUCGCGUUACCAGGGGAAUAGGCAGCACAUGCCUAUGACCGACGAUACUCGCAACGUCGACGGUGUCACUGACAAUGGCAGCACGAGUUGCGAGAAGCAGGGGUCCAUCAGGAGCAUGGAUAAGGCAACGUCAAGCACAUGUCGCGCUAGCAUGGAGGAACCAUCGGCCAAUCUUGAAGACGGCGGCACGAAUGCUCCUGGAACCGGAAGCAGGGAAGAGCGAGAGUUGUGCAGUGUCUGUGGCAACGUUUCGAGCAGACGGGAUGCCUUACACGAGCACGCCAAGGAAUGCACAGAUGACACAGCCCACAUUUGCAAAGCAUGUGAGCAAUCAUCUGUGAAGAUGUCCAAGUGUGCAGACAACCUUACCGGCAAAAAACACAAAUGUCCAACAUGUGGUGAACAGUUCCACCGACCGGGAAGAUUACCUAAAUGAACAUUACCGCAC